Molecule: messenger RNA, 918 nt
Organism: Macrosiphum euphorbiae (potato aphid)
Lineage: Eukaryota; Metazoa; Arthropoda; Insecta; Hemiptera; Aphididae
Source: the annotation of a GenBank genome assembly
AUGUUCAUUAAUGAUUUACCCUCUAUUUUUGAUAACACGGUCGAUAUACUGCUAUUUGCUGAUGAUGCAAAAAUUUUCUCUACAAUUUAUUCUCCUUCAGAUGCUUUAAAUUUGCAAGCUAAAUUGGAUAAAUUUGUAAUAUGGACUCACCAAAAUAGUUUAUCUCUAAAUAUAAACAAAUGUAAUGUUAUUACCGUUUCACGCAUCGAUAAUCCUAUUAGCUUUGAUUACAAAAUUGAUAAUUGUUUCGUUACAAGAGCGACUUCUAUUAGAGAUUUAGGGAUUAUUAUUGAUUGCAAUUUGUCUUUCAUCACCCACAUUAAUACUAUUACUAAGAAAUCUUUUAAGAUGCUUGGCUUUAUCAACCGAAACACAGUUAAUUUUAAAAAUGUAAAUGCCUUGAAAAUAUUAUUUUCUGCGCUUGUUAGAUCUCAUCUUGAGUUUGGAUCAAUAGUCUGGUCACCUAGUUACAACACUUUUAUUAAUACAAUUGAAAAUGUACAACUUAAAUUCUUAAAGUUAUUAUGUUACAAAUUAAAUAUUCCACUUAUUUCAAAGAACUCAUACAAUAUGCGAAUGAGUGAGUUGAGCUUUAUAUCUUGUGAAGUAAGAAGAAAGGUUGCUGAUAUUAUGUUUAUAUAUGAUUUGUUAAAUGGUCACAUUUUUUCCCCAGAUAUGCUAUCAAUGAUAUCAUUUAAUACAGCGAAUCACUGUUUAAGAAAAUCAAACUUAUUUCAUGUUCCAUUUUAUAAUAACAAUUACAGCUCCACUUGUUACUUUCCAAGAGUAAUAAAAGUAAGUGGCGGUUUCUAUUAUCCUUAUGAUCUCGAAAACUACCUGACCGAUUUACUUGAAAUUCAACAUAGAUAUUCAGCUACAUCUGAGGAAGGUCAGAACCGACAUGAAAACCCUAUUUGA